AUAACUACAUGUGAUUUAUUUCUUAGAAUCUAAGUAUAAAUAUAUAAAAACAAAAAAUGCCAACUCCGGAUAAAAUAUUGAUGAGAAAAAUAAAAAAACGUGAGAAGAAGAAAUUGAAACUUAUCUCACUGAAGGCAAACGGCGUUAACAAAAUCGACAAACAAGAACAAUCUACUGGAGAUUCAGAAGUGAGUGAAGUCACUCAGAAGGAAUUACAGAAGAGGCCUCUUGAAGAAACACAGAAUAAUGUUACAGUGCCAAAAAAAAAGAAAAAGAAGAGUCUCCCGAAACCAGAGAAAAUAGAGCCAGAAGAAAUCAAAGAUGAACCAGCCUCUGAUGUUGAAAUGGAUCAAGAACAGACAAAUGACAACAGUGUAGACAAGGCAACAUCGAAAGAUGAGAACCAGUUACCUGGAUCAAGUUUAUGCCUGGGAAUCUUGUCAGAUCAAAAGUUCUCCUCUUUAGAAGGCAAAGUGUGCGAGGCAACGCUCAUGGGUGUCAAGGAUAUGGGUUUUACUACAAUGACAGAGAUACAGGCCAAGUCUAUCCCCCCUUUGUUGGAGGGAAGGGAUCUUGUGGGAGCUGCCAGAACAGGAUCAGGGAAGACCUUAGCAUUCCUCAUACCUGCUAUUGAUCUUAUAUACAAAUUGAAGUUCAAACCUAGAAAUGGCACUGGUGUUAUAAUUUUAUCACCAACUAGGGAGUUGUCAAUGCAAACCUUUGGUGUUCUAAUGGAACUCAUGAAGUAUCAUCACCAUACAUAUGGGCUGGUUAUGGGCGGUGCUAACAGGAGUACUGAAGCACAGAAACUUUCAAAAGGAAUUAAUAUUCUAGUAGCGACACCUGGUAGAUUACUGGAUCACUUGCAAAAUACACCAGAUUUCUUGUACAAAAAUCUACAAUGUCUUGUUAUUGACGAAGCAGACAGAAUACUGGAAAUUGGUUUCGAGGAAGAAGUCAAACAGAUUAUUAAACUUUUACCAAAACGCAGGCAAACUAUGCUCUUCAGUGCAACACAGACAAAAAAAACAGAAGCAUUGACAGCUUUGGCGGUCAAGCACGAACCUGUGUACGUUGGAGUUGAUGAUCAUAGAGAACAGGCUACAGUGGACUCAUUGGAACAAGGAUACAUUGUAUGCCCAUCAGAUAAGCGAAUGAUGGUUCUGUUCACAUUCCUAAAGAAGAAUAGAAAAAAGAAGGUGAUGGUUUUCCUCUCCACCUGUAUGUCGGUCAAAUAUCAUACUGAACUUUUCAACUAUAUUGAUCUACCGGUUAUGUCUAUACAUGGUAAACAACAACAAUCUAAACGUACGACAACAUUCUUCCAAUUCUGUAAUGCUGAGACCGGUAUACUUCUAUGUACGGAUGUGGCUGCCAGAGGUCUAGAUAUACCAGCUGUGGAUUGGAUCGUACAGUACGAUCCACCAGAUGAUCCAAAGGAAUACAUACACCGCGUGGGAAGAACCGCUAGAGGUCUCGGCACUAGUGGUCACGCUCUACUGUUCCUCCGUCCUGAGGAAAUUGGAUUCCUCCGAUAUCUCAAACAAUCCAAAGUCACCUUGAAUGAGUUCGAGUUCUCUUGGAAUAAAGUUUCAGAUAUCCAAUUGCAGCUGGAGAAAUUAAUAUCGAGGAACUACUUCCUCAAUCAAUCCGCAAAAGAGGCCUUCAAGAGUUACAUAAGGGCUUACGAUUCGCACCAUCUCAAAACUAUAUUCGAUAUCGACACGAUAGACUUGGCUAAGGUCUCCAAAUCGUUCGGUUUUACCGUCCCUCCGGCUAUUGAACUGAAGGUUGCCAAUAAAGGACCUCCUCAGAAGAGGAAAGGUGGCGGUGGUUUUGGAUAUUUCAAGACUCUGAACGCUCCACAUCAUAAGAAAGCAGAAAAAACUAAGGUUUACAGGCAGAAGGGUAAUAAUAAACGAUCAGUGAGUUAAGAUUAUGUAAAUUUUGUAAUGUGAUAAUGUUAAAAAUACAUCAUUUGGUUUAUUGGUCUUACUGUGAAUGGACUAGAAGCAUGCAAUACCUUAUUUUGGAAGAUGAAAAGUUUGGACUAGCUAGCUUUGGACUAGCUUUAGAAGGUAUGUCAGACCAUUUUAUUCAUAUACAUUAUUUCAUACUUUCUACAUCAUUUUCAUUCUGUUUCCUAAUCUAUCUUGAAGUGUUUAAUUGCAACCAUAUUAUGAAAGUAUAAUUUUUGAAUAUUAUUAUUGACUUUGUCCGCGAGAAAAAUCGUGUAAACGUUAUAUGCUGUGUGAAUAAAUUUGUAAUACUGUGUGAAUUUGUAAACAAUAAAUGAAAACAGAAAACUAAUGUAAAUCACUGAAUUGAUUGUAUAACAUUAUACUUACAAAAUCUUGUGUACGUAUGAAUAAUGUAAAGAAAAUAUUGUUUCAUUUUAUAUGUAUAAAUAAAACACUUAAAUAUA
Molecule: messenger RNA, 2425 nt
Organism: Bicyclus anynana (squinting bush brown)
Lineage: Eukaryota; Metazoa; Arthropoda; Insecta; Lepidoptera; Nymphalidae
Gene: pit
Product: probable ATP-dependent RNA helicase pitchoune
Exons: 11
Coding region: 57-1934 (625 amino acids)
Biological process (GO): maturation of LSU-rRNA from tricistronic rRNA transcript (SSU-rRNA, 5.8S rRNA, LSU-rRNA)
Cellular component (GO): nucleolus
Molecular function (GO): ATP binding; nucleic acid binding; RNA helicase activity
Source: RefSeq, a predicted model, not a curated record